Molecule: messenger RNA, 4920 nt
Organism: Anopheles nili
Lineage: Eukaryota; Metazoa; Arthropoda; Insecta; Diptera; Culicidae
Gene: mim
Product: homeobox protein 5
Exons: 18
Coding region: 1-4920 (1639 amino acids)
Biological process (GO): cell projection assembly; plasma membrane organization
Cellular component (GO): actin cytoskeleton; cytoplasmic side of plasma membrane
Molecular function (GO): phospholipid binding; actin binding
Source: RefSeq, a predicted model, not a curated record
AUGGACAUUGCAAUGGAUCGCAGCGGAGGGGAUGCCGGGGUCGCCACCUUCGGUACCUUGUUUCAACACAUCGUCAACGAGAUGAAGAAUUCAAGUCCCCUGUGGGAGGAUUUUAUUGCCAAAGCAUCAAAGCUGCACGCAUGCUUACGAGCUGCAAUUCAAGCAUUGGCGGCCUAUUUGGAUGCAUUUCAAAAAAUUGCCGAUGCCGCCACCAACUCUAGAGGAGCCACCAAAGAAAUUGGAACGGCACUAACGCGAGUAUGCCUCCGACACAAGGCGGUUGAGAGUCGUAUGAAAACGUUCACCACCGCCAUCAUGGACUGCCUAGUACUGCCGCUUCAGGAGAAACUGGAAGACUGGAAGAAACAUGUAAACGUCAUCGACAAAGACCAUACCAAAGAGUACAAGCGAUGUCGGGCGGAGCUGAAGAAGCGUUCGACUGACACACUCCGACUGCAGAAAAAGGCGAAGAAGGGCACCACAGACAACUUACACGUACUGGUCGAAUCCUCGAUGCAGGACGUGACAUUGCGACGCUGCGAAUUGGAAGAGGUGGAACGGAAGUCUUUACGGGCGAUCAUGGUCGAGGAACGAACACGAUACUGCACCUUCGUUAACAUGCUGCAACCGGUGGUGCACGAAGAGUGCGAGGUUAUGUCGGAACUUGGACACCUCCAGGAAGCAAUGCAGUUGAUAGCUAUCGUCACGAAGAAUCCCAACCAGCUGCCGCAAGCCUCCGAGGAGUUAAUCCUGGAAUCAAAGGCCAACAUUAAUCUCUAUCCGGAUUCCCCCGGAGGAUCCAACUCACAAGGUGGCUGUUCGAACUCGCUUGGUUCGCGCAAAAGUUCCGUUUGCUCGAUCAGUUCGAUAAAUAGCAGCAGCAGUGGUUCACCAGGACAUCACCAGUUUCAGCGGUCACUUUCGCAGUACUCCCCGGCGAUACGUUUGAAACCAGGCGAAUCAAGCGAUAGCGGCUUUUGUUCUUCACCAGCUUUAACUUCACAGGCAUCAACCUUAGCCAGUCAAUCGCAUGCGGUGUCAACAUGGCCGCCACACACGCAGGAUGCAACGUCUACCGCUGACCGCCCGCACACGAUUUCGUCUGCUUACGAGAAGGGACAUCAACGACCCGCCCUAACUGUGUACACCUUUCAGAGUCCUGAAACGAUCGUUGAAUCCCAAAAGUCUCCAGCAAAUGUGGCCUGCCGACCUCCUCUGCCAGUGCGCUGUUCCUCGUUGGAAAGACCAUUAUCAACUACGUCGGUGAGAAAUGCUAACCCGAACGUUCCGCGUCAGUGUCCGUCACCUAUUCCGCCGCACAUUACCAAAGAACAUCCACAACUUCAGCCCACUUACGUAAAUAUGACGGAGCUUGCUUCGAUGGCUGCUUCUAAAACCACUAAUAACAGCAACAUUGUUAACAACAACAACCACACGGCAGGUGGCAUCAAUAGCGGGAGCAGUAGCAACAAUAAUGUUAGUGCACAGCAUCACCUCCAGCAGCCGGCAACGUCUGUAUCCCUGUCGUCGAAUGCCCUAUUCCAGCAACAACCGAAUUCACCCGUGUUGUCGUCGGCUUCAUCGCUGAUCUCUCCGGACUCGAAUGCGACAAAUGCGAUAAGCUCGCCAGAUGUGUCAGCUUGCAGCACUCAAACGCCACAGAACACCCCACAAACCGACUCUCCUGGUACGCCUAACUACAGCAGCGUCGGGCUUGCAGGUGGCGCCAUCAAUCUCGGCUUCCGUAGCACCACACCAUCCUCGAUAAGCGGCACAGUGACGGUGACUCCAACCGAAAGUAAUAUUGACACUUCGUCCAAUCAUACGCUCACGAUCGAUGACAAUGAAGGGCCUAUUAAUUUCAACUCUUCCGCAAACAUUAUAUCUGCAAAUACUAUCAACGCCUCCGAUACUACAACUGCCACCCCAACUAGUUCUACUAACAAAACAUCUCCUCCCCAAUACUUCAAUGUUGGCAUCUGUGUCGCCGCCACCGUAAACACUCCCAGCACCUCUGGCGGAGGCAUUGACACCUCGAUCAAAGGCGCCCUCGAUAAGGACAAAGAUUUACUCAAGCGUACCGGUUCAGUUCUAGAGAAAACCUCGAUGUUCGAACAACAAAUCAACAACAACCAGCUGCAUAUUCCGCUGCAGCCUCCACAACAACAACAGCAGCUUAGUGACACGGUGGCUCGCGGGAGCAACGACUCGAACACAUUGUACGGACGACGGACGAACGAAGAAAUCUACAAAUCCACCGGCCAGCUGCUACUGGAUCGCGAUGCAGACUGCAUCGACAAGCAAACGAUCGAAGAACUAAACAACCUGAUUGGUGAAUUAGAUCUUUUUCAAAGAGAGCAUGAAAGUGCUACAUUGGCUCGGCAGCUUCAGCUUCACCAGCGGAUAGCGAACGGUGCCGAUACUGAUCUGGAAUUGGUGGCGAAUGGUGUGAAUAACAAUCACCAUCACGGUAGUAGUAACGAAGUGACAGAGGAGAGAGGCAAGCUGUUGGACGUCGAAGACGGUUUGCCGUUUUUGCUGUCGGAACAAACAAAGACCGAUGGUCGGCUACCGUCGUCGAUCUCUUCGAGCAACAGUAACCUGGAUGAAUAUCUGAGCAACCAUCAGGCUGGUUCGAUAGAGAAAACAAAUGGUUCGAUGACGAACCUGGCCGCAAAGUACAGUAACUUCGCAACGAGCACGUUGGACACGCAGCUAGACUACAAUUCCAGGUCGUACCCGCACGGCCAUUCGAUCUCACUCAACUUAGGAUCUGCCACGGGUUCUACCCAAACCCUUGAUGGCAUCGCGACCGGCUUCGAGAAUCCCUCGUUUAUGAUGGAAAAUUAUUACAGCCAAAAUCGCAGUGAGGUUGUCGUUCUGCGGUGCAAAGACACGAGCCGCAACAGUCUGAACAAGGGGCCAGAUGAUCUGCUCACCGGCAGCGGUUUGAUGCAUCUCAACGGGGAAGCGGUGGAUAGCAGCAGCGGUAAUCCUCUCCAGCAGCGGCUCAGUUCGUUCCGUUCAACCACCUCGCGGCCUGCAUCGCCCGCGUCAAUGACGUCCUUUUUCGGUAUUACAUCCCGAUCGCCAACACCGUCUCUUUCACUGCCGGCAACGGUUAACUCAUCGCCUCAGCAUCAAACCCUCGUGCUCACGGGUAGUAGUAACAGUGAUACUAUGGGGCCGCACAAUCUGACCACAAAUUCUAAUCACGCGACUUGUGUCAGCUCUAACCACGUUCGUCCGUAUGACGAUCGUAUUCAUCGCAAUAAACCCGUCGUCACUCCGAGACCUGCAUCGUUAUCCGGACCUGCGCGAGUUACCCGCCGAGCGUCCAUCAACACCGUGAAGCCACCUCCGCCGAUACGACGCAGUUCAAGUGUAACGCCUAGUCCUAGCGUUGGAACUAACUCCACCAUCACCACCACAAAUCUUGCCCAGCAAAGCCUAGCUUACACCUCAUCAGAAAGUUUGCCACCACCACCUGCUUAUCUGUUAGAUUCUGCCGUCGGAAGUUCACCUAGUAUUUCAGGAAACGUUGCAGGUACGGUGAAAGCUCUGAAUGAAAUUCGCCACACCCCGGCCAGCCCGGGUGUGCUGCGAAGAGCUCAGCAGCAGAGCACCCCUCCAUCUAACCAAGGAUCACCCACGCAAUACAUCAAUCCGUACAGCACAUUGCCUUUAAAGCAUGGUGAUCAUAGUUGCACCAAACCAUCAACAUCGUCUGCUCCGAUAAAGCACCCUCCAUCACAACACAACCAUUAUCCCAAUACUCCAAACUCUUUCCAUGCAACUGGUAGUAACAAACCGCUAUCUAAUCGAUCUCCGAAAACGAAUCUUCACAUGCAAGGAGGAAUCUACGCGCAACCCAAACAACUGUCAACCAUGUCUAGUUUCCGUACCUCCAGUCCAGGCCCACAAAAACCGAAUAGCAGCUUUAUAGCACAACUAAAUGCUAAGAUAGCACCUAACAAAACGCCUCUCCAAGCACAACCAUCUACGACGAUUCAGCAUCAGCAGCCGCAGCAGGCUAACAAUUAUGGUUACAGCAUGGCACCCUCUGGCAAUGAGUUGAUUUACCAACGUACAACUCCGUCCGAUCCGCGAGCAUACAACAAUAACCAGCAGCAGCAGCAAUCCUCUCAUAUACAACAACAAUCACAGCAACAACCACCACAACAUCCCCCACGCGAGGGUAAACAUUCAAUCUAUUCCACCUCUAACCAAUCCCCUUUGCAGCAACACUACCAACAACAGCAGCAACAGUACCAUCAAAAUCAAUAUCCACAACAGCAACCUCACCAGUACCAGCAGCAACACCAAUCCUCCACCUAUUACUACCACCAACAGCAGCAAUCGCCUUAUAAGCAGUCUAAUUUGGCAUCGCCAUACUCGGAACAGCAUGGGCCGGUUUUAGCGCCCAGUGGAGCUAAUAGCAGUGGUAGCGGUAGUUACGCGACACAAAACAUUUACGUAUCGACGAAUCCAUUCGUUAGUUCCGUCCAACCGACUGCAAGUAGCCACAUCGGUAGUACCUAUUCCCCUUCGACAUUCGGCAAGGUUACCCGUCACGGUGACGAGGCUGGCAGUGGGGGCAUGAGUGGGAGCAGUACUCCUAAUCGGACAAAUACUCACUCCCGGAGCAGUUCAGCGAACAAUAAUGGCGCCGCUGGUGGCACUGGUAGCUCGCACAAUGUACUGGCCAAAACCAGUGUUGGAUUUCUCGAAAAUCUAAACGCUCGUCUGGCGGAACAACGACUUUCGGGAAAGGCGUUUGCCGUCCGAAACCUAAUCAACAGUAAAGCUCUGCCUGACCCUCGUAUAUGCCACGAAUCAUUAAUGGAUCAAAUCAAACGAGGCGCGACACUCAAACGUAACCGCACGAUCAACGAUCGUAGCGCACCGAAGAUUCACUAG